Messenger RNA from Lachancea fermentati, 2724 nucleotides. The record is from the annotation of a GenBank genome assembly. NCBI's taxonomy places the organism in Eukaryota, Fungi, Ascomycota, Saccharomycetes, Saccharomycetales, Saccharomycetaceae.
AUGAGUUCAACAUUAAAUGUGUUUGACCACCUUAACUUCCUCCUCAUUGAUGAAGGAGCCACUGAUGAUAACAUGAUCAAAACUGCUGCACUUUUGAAGGAGAAUGGGGCCGCGGAAUGUUCAAUAAUAUCGGUGCUAGAAUUGCAAGAUGCUAAAGAGCACACGAAGGCGGCCUUCACUAGACAGUUCAAACAGGAUAUUCAUUGCAUUAUAUCAAACACAUGUAAUUUUUGGUUUUAUCGAUUGGCUGCUUUUGAUUUCCUCAUCCCGGUGGUAUCAGCAGCGUGGGUUCAGGCUUGUAUAUCGACAAAACGCAUAACAAGGGCGAGCUGCUUUUCUCCCGAUCCUGCUCACAUUCUGAAACAUUGUCAGAUCUACGUAUCAAGACAUUCGCUAAAUCCUAGCGAGUAUGCUCUCUAUUCCGCUAUGAUUACAAGCUUGGGCGGCGUCUGCAUUGAUUAUUUAUCGAGCAGAGCAUCGCAUAUCAUCACUGUCGAUCCGCAGGAUCCGGCAAUAGCAGCUGUGGCGAACAUAGCUGGCCUCAGUAUAAAGUACGUUUUACCAACUUGGAUCGCCGCUGUAUUUAAAAGCAAGACAUACACAACUGAGAGCGAGCAUCUACUGGAUCCAAGGGAAAGGCCAGAGGCCAUGAAAUCCAAAAUGUCUGAGUUGUGGAAUAAAGUCGAAUUACAGGAGUUUACAUCACACUCUCAUUAUUUGACUGGCCACAAGAUCUUUCUGUCUCUUGAUCUUAUUCUCCCUGCGCAGUGUUAUAGCUUUCUGAUAGACGUCAUAAAAUCCGCCGGUGGGGAAGUUGUAAGGCAUGUAGAUUCACAAGAUGUUUCUAAAAAUGUCGGUGACUGCUUCGUUAGCCAAUCUACGAAGUCUCAGGAGUAUGACAAGGCCACAGCGGAACAUUUGUACAAGGGCAAUAUUUCGUGGAUUUUCUAUAUGUGGUCGAUGCAACAAUUUAUAGAACCCGAACAGAAACUGCUGUUAUCUCCCUUGAAACCUCGUAUUUUCAAAGGGAACGAAUUGAUUCUAAGCUAUACCAACUACGUCGGACAACAGAGAAGUUAUGUUCAGAAGCUUGUCGACGCUCUUGGAGGAAUAAGCACGACGGAGCUCACCAGAAAGAACACUCAUCUUUUAUCGUGCAUGCCUUUUGGGCAGAAAUAUCAGGCAGCGCUUAGAUGGAAAGACACCUGUAGAAUAGUCAAUCACUUUUGGCUUGAAGAAUGCUAUAAAAGAGGCCAAAAACUUGACUGUACAUUAGAACAAUUUUCAACUAUUGAAGCUUUUAAUGGACUAACCGAAAGACUGGGUCAACUAUCGUUGACAGAUCAAGUUUAUGAGCCCGAAUUAUCUAAAGGAAGUCCUGAGGGAAUGAACGGGAGCGAUGGGGGAACUAAUCCUGAUGAGAAAGAGAGCAGCACGGCUAGAAUUCCAGAUAUUUUCGAGAAUAAUGAUGAUUCACUCGAUGAAACUAACUACGCCAGUGGACCGUCUCAGGAUAAAGACAAAGAUAUUGAAUUUGUCCAGAAAUCAAAUGAUGACAAGCAGAGGGAAAAAUUGCUCGAUGUUUCAAAUGGUACUGAUCCUCUAAUGGGAGAAGCUGUAGAAAUCGAAACAGCAAAUGAUGACACCCAACUCAAAGACAAAAAAAGCCAGUCUUUACUUCCUGGACAACCUUCUGAAAUUGAAUCCGUUCAACUUACCUCAGCAGCUUCAAUUACGACAGCCGAAGAGCAUUCCGAUGAAUUAAGCCAGAUGCAAGAUACAACGACGCCUUCCCCUGCACCCACCAUAUCAUCUCAAUUAAUGUCUAGUGGAACACGCCAGGCCAAGAAGAAAGCGGCUAUGAAGUUGCAUACUGAUAUGGAAUCCUUGAAUGAGUUUCAAAGAUACUCAAAAAGGAAGAAAACGUCUGGUCUUCUACCGGAAGAAUUACAAAAAUUGAAGAAAUUGAAGGAGAUGGAAGACAAGCUCAAGGAGCUUUUGGAAAACGUUGGAAUAGAUAUUUCUAAGGGCCGUCGCAACCGUCCUUAUAACAUCAAUGCCAUAUGCACUGGGUGCCAUGAACAAAUUGACGAUCUUGACAUGGAAAUUUUGAAGAGACUAGGCAUCACAAUCACAGAAGAAAUAACUCCGCAAACAAAUACCAUCAUCGCACCUAAAAGAAUGAGAACAGCCAAAUUUUUGAUUAGUUUGAGUUUUAAUCCUCUCAAGUAUGCUCUGCUACCGACGUUUAUUACAGAUCUUUUGACCACUGUACGAAAAGCGUCUUCAAGUCCUGUUCUACCUGAAACUGCAAGAUACAUAAUUCCUGAUGUCCAUCCAGAGAUUCUUGAGAAGACACAUCUCAAAACUAAGGUGUUUGAAAGGGCAGAUAUCACGAACAUUAAUCUAAUGGAUGAUAUUCCAGGUGGACCCGAAGUAAUUUCGUCUAUUCUGGUGGCUCACGGGAUUAAAAAAGUCAAUGUCUUGUCAAAGAAAUUCGAAUUUACUGAUGUGAUUGCGAAUGACAAGAGUAAUGGUAAGGGAGGCCCUAACUAUCUUCUCAUAGCGCAGAAGGCUUCUCAGGCCAAGAAAUUUUCUAAAAUUUGCCAAAAAAAGGAUAGAACUGUCACAGUUGUGGAGUGGAAUUGGUGUGUGAGGAGCAUUUUCAACUUAGACGCCAAUUUCGAAGAUGGUCAGUAUGUAAUCUACAGGAAAUCUUUCUAA